Molecule: messenger RNA, 2565 nt
Organism: Seminavis robusta
Lineage: Eukaryota; Bacillariophyta; Bacillariophyceae; Naviculales; Naviculaceae
Source: the annotation of a GenBank genome assembly
GUUACUUGCAGGUGCGAACCGCAUGGAUUGCUGAAUUUUUAGUUCCCAAUGUGGACGGGAGAGAUGACUACCAGUGUAAAGAGGAACGAUGGGAAUGGCGCAGAUGGAGCUUCGCAGGUCGUCGUCAAGAAGGAAUUGACAGACCAUGAUGAAGAAUCUGAGGAUUCAGACGACGAUGAAGAUUGUUUUUUGCCGCUUCCCAAGAAGCAGGCGUUCAAGGUUAAGUUCCCUCCAGGCAGCCCCGUGCAGAUCUGUUGCUAUGGGGAAACCUUACUCUCUGGAGACCAUCCGGAUCAAAACUUUAGGGGGAAAGGAGCACCUAGGGUGACCAAGGUCUUAUUCGGCCAUGUCGCAGAGGUUGGCAUCAACUGGUCAGCAGAAGAAGGAAGGAGUCGAGGAGAAACCUUGUACAAAGUGAAUGUGAUGCGUACCUUUGAUUCAAGCGUAUCGAGCUCUUCUUCUGUUCUUUCAACCUCCAUUUGUUCCUAUUCGUUGUCAUCAACUGUGGCUAGAGAGCAGUCCGUACAGUUCUCUAUUGGAGCAUUGGUCUGGCUGUGGCAAGAAGGAAAGUACGAAAAGGGCGUUGUGGUUGCAUCGCAGCACUUGCCGGCAGUUGCAGCGGGAGAGUCUACUGAUAUCUGCCCAGGUGCUACCAGUAGUAGUACAUGUGCUGAUCACAUACACAACAUGUUGCGAUACUCUGUCCAGUCACUUGCCAACUGUUGUAUGGUUUAUAAUGGUGUCGACCCGAGUCAACUUGCCUUUCGGUUCUCGGAGAUGCCACCCAAGCCAAGACUCCGAUCAGAGCAACAGCCAAAGAAACUUCAUCAACCAGCCAUCGUCAAGGAUGCCAACAAGACUACUGAGAAGGCAACUAUUGUCGAUUUGGUGGGGGACGAUAACAUUCAGGAACAGGCCAAUUCGAUCACUGUUGAUGGUAAUUCUUCCGUUCCAACCGAGUCACAUCCUUUGGAGGAUGCAAACACCUCACUGCGUACGGCACAUCACGACCAGCAAAAGUUGAGAAUGCCCAACACAGGCUCACCUGACAACCCAGUCUCCGACGCCACAUUAGCUAAUGACACAACCAAUGAUACCACAUCAGACAAUCAGCAGCAUGACUCCAUGACGGCAUCAAGGGUUACAGCCAAAAACAAUGAUGACAUCGCUUCCAGUGCAAGGUCUCAAAGCGAACAUGUUCGAGCCACCAGAAGGGUCAGCACGGAUUCCGCUUCUGGGCAGCAGGUAACCAGUACGAAAAGCAAAUCAUUACUCAGUAUGGUUGACACAAUUCUGGAGGCUGCUUCCACACCAACAGAGAAGGAGCGUUCUGGUUCUUCGCCACCUGCACGGUUGCAGGAACGAACAACUUCGAUCCCACGCAAAACAUUGAACCCUAGGACUAGCCUGCUGGGGGAUGCGACUGCAGGUCUUUCGGAUUCCACACAAAAUCAAUUCGGAGACGCCAACAGAUCCCAAGCUACGUCAGAGGAAGCAAAGCCUUCUGGUGGCGCGCAACAAAUCUUAGCAGCAAAUUCGGACCCCCAAAGAUACAACGGUCAACCUUUACCAAACGACCAAUGCAACGCAUUUUCGCCUGGCCAAACAUGGGCCACCGGUUAUGCCGAGAAACGAGAUUGGCCAACUUGGAACAGUACGCAGCCUAAAUUUCAGCGCAUUCACUUUGGAAGAUUCCACAACUUUAAAGAGGCAGUAAGGAUGAUGAAAUGGGACCAAAGAGUACAGCCUCACUUGAAAGCCUUCCUCUAUCCAAGAUGCUUGGCGUGGCACCUGUAUGGAAAGUGCUAUCCAAAUUGCAAUCGUAAGGAUGAUCAUGAACCUCUUAGCACGGAGGAGGCUCUGAAUCUAGAGGCUGCACUGGAGACAGUGACCAGUGCAUCAGGGCCAAUUUUUUGCAAGCCUACCACAAGCCGCGACGAGUCUUACGACAGUGAGUGGCAACUGCCUCCAAACAAGCGUCAGAGAGGAUAUUAUUAAUUGUAUCCCAGUUGGGAAGCUGGACUCUGUACUGGGAUCCAUGUACGACGAGUAUUGUGAACCCAGUAAAAUUUGUAAUGGGCUUCCAAAGUUGUUUGGUUGUUGUAACAAGCGGACUGGCCGAGACCAGUUUGUUUCCGUUUUCAGUUGUUAUUUUGGGGUGUAGCGCUCGUGGAUUGUCAAAUGGACCUUGAUUCAAUGAAACUCUGUGGUUGUGGUCGGGUCAAUGCAAAGCAGGGUUUGGGUGUUCUUGGCUGCAGGUCCAGCACGGCAGCUAAAGAUGAUGGUUGAUACUGAAUAUUCUGAGGAAAUGGUGUUUUUGGCUGCAGUAGGUUUUGAGAAAGUGAGAAGCAAUCUCUCAGCAUUGAAGGAUUGAAUCGAAUCUUCAUACUGCUUCGACCCACUCUAUUGCUUCUUCCCAUCACAACAAAACGCUGUGCUUCGGAGGUUGCUGACCCUUCCCGUGUGGUCCAAUAACUACCCUCUAUAACUAUUAUCCUGUCAACCGGUACUGCUGGCUUUAAAACUGAAGCUUCCGUACGUUCUGUUCGAUUGAAGAUUCGAUUC